ACUGAAACGAGGUCUACAUUUUAGUACGCACUAGAAUCCGAACAUGAUCAGUUUUGCCAUUUCGUACCUGAGACUGAGACGUAAUUGUUAUAAUAAUCACCACCAUCACGACCACCACCACCACCACCACCACCACCAUGACUCACGCUUUUCAUCAGACCAAAUUUCGUUGGACGGAGAAUCUGACGUCACGGUUUAUUCAGCUGCGGAAAGAGAACGGGAAUUUAUUUACCGGACGGAAGUAUUCCGCUCAGGCGGGAUGGGAACACAUACUCCAACAAAUGAGGCGGGAAUUUCCAACCAUCAUGGCUGACGUCCACUACCGUGUCCUCAAGAAGAAGUGGUCCAAUCUUUUGCAACAAUACAAAGAACUGAAGAACCCGGUACACGGCGACAAGAAUAAAUCAGACGACAUAUCGUGGCCGUUUUACGGUGCAAUCGACGAGGUGCUUGGUGCAGGUUACGGAAAUCGCAACGACGAGGACGACGUUAAUCCGCAUGAAUUUCUAUGCCUUUCGGUGACCCCAGACGAGUCGGCUUCACCGCAAGAUGAGCAACGAGCAGACUCCGAAACCGAGGAAUCGAACUCGAUCACCGCUUUAAGACGGUUGCGAAGUAUCAAUGAAGACUUUUCAAUUGAAAUUGAACGGCUUCCCAGGGUUCCGAUAGGCCGACCUAGAACUUCUGCAACCAGAGCGUCACUGAUCGCGCAAGAAUUGAGGCGUCGGAAUGCGAGCGAGGUUUUGGUCUCACGACUGCCACCAGCGACUGAACUGUCGAUCAAAACUGUGAGCAGAUCGUCAUCGUCCUCGGUGCCAGUUCUCCGGGUCAAUAAUUUUUCAAAGGUCAGAAGUACUAACGCGUCUUCCGAUGUCGGACGAUACUUGCGGAGCGACGACACCUUGGCGGUAACGAAAAUAAACGGCAAUCAUUCCGUGAAAGAUGAAGAUGAAGAUGAUGACGAUGACGAUGACGACGAGGAGGAGGCGGAAGAGGCGGUUGAAGAUGUCGAGGGUAUAGAACUGGAAGAAGAAAUAGAAGAGGUGGAAGAAGAUGAGCCUCCUCAGAAACGAAGGAAGAGAAGGAGACACGAAGAAUCAUGCCACGGUCAUGAAUGCAGUUUAGAAAAAUGUCUGAGCGAGUUUUUCGAGUACACGAAACGUCGUGAUGAAGAAAAUCGUCUGAUCAUGAACCGGAUUCUUACCGCCGUUGAAAGAAUAGCCGAUAAAUAGUGAAAAGUGUGUGUUAUUGAUGUCGUUAGACUCGGUGACUUGUCGAUAUUUUAGUCCAGAAUCGCCUUAUUUUGAGUACCGUGACUGAACCGUUAUAUGCCAUAUACUGUGUCCAACUUUUUCAAACUGAAACUAAUUUU
This is a messenger RNA of Diprion similis, 1372 nucleotides long. Its product is annotated as transcription elongation factor SPT5-like. The record is from RefSeq and is a predicted model, not a curated record. Bases 138 to 1232 code for a protein of 364 amino acids. The transcript has 5 exons. Lineage: Eukaryota; Metazoa; Arthropoda; Insecta; Hymenoptera; Diprionidae.